AACGAACGCUGUUUGCAACACUCACGGUGGUUUGAACACAUUACUUAGAGGGUCAAUAGCGCAAGGAUGGCGGCGCCGGACCCCUCAGAUCCGAUAUACAAGCAAUUCCAAUUGAUGAGGACGAAAGAUGAGAGAGUCAGACAAGCAGCAGGCGCCGAACUCAAGGCGAUGGUUGCGGCGUCCAUUUCGGAGCUCUCGCCCGACGCUGUGGGCAAGUUCUGGAAUGACAGAGUGAUGCCCCGCGUCUUUGAGCUGAUUCGGAGCCAACAAGCGCAUGAAGCUCUGGCAGGCAUAUAUGUUACUGAGCUCAUGAGCGAGAUUCCUCGAGAUGACAAAGUCGAAGGCGAGCGAACUUUGUUCCGAUUUUGGAACUACAUACGGCCCAUGCUGCCCAACAAUGACCCUGUGAUCAUGGUCGCUGCGGCGCACGCUCUGGGUGUCAUUGCGGAGAGAGGAGGUGCAAACUUCGCCGACCAUUUCAUUCCAUUCGAAGUACCUCGCUCGAUUGAAGUGUUACAGCCGGGACAACCAGAAAGUCCGAGAUGGGUCGCCGUGCUGGUGUUGAAAGAACUGGCGAGGCGGAUCCCUGCGUACUUCCAUACGCAGGUCUUCCAGGUGCUGAACAACAUCUGGGUCUUGCUGAGGGACACACGAGUCCAAGUCCGUGAAGCGGCAGCAGAGCUCCUGUCUGCUUGCCUCGAGAUCCUGAGGGAUCGCGACCGUCAUCUGAAGGAUGCUGCGUUCAUGAAGCUGGUGGUUGAGGCAACCCAGGGUUGCCAAAGCUCCAACGUGGAGUCGAUCCACGGCUCCCUGCUUGCGUUCCGCUCGUUGUUUUUGAGUUCUGAUAUGUGCUUGCGUGACUCCUACGUCGAUUCAAUGGAGCUCGUUUGGAGAUACCGCGACUACAAGGAUCCCCUCAUUCGGCGCACUGUCGUUGGUCUGUUGCCGACCAUGGUAUUCUACGAUACCCAGAGCUUCAGCACUCACUUUUUGCACCGUGUCAUGGGAUAUCUCAUGGCCCAGCUCAAAAAGCCCGUAGAAAGAGGGUCAGCCUUCCUUGCAAUUGGGCACAUAGCGCAGGGCGUGACUAGCGAGAUGAAGAUCUUCCUCGACGGUAUUGUAGCAGCCAUCAAAGACUGUCUGCAGCAGCACGGUUCCAAGCGCAACGCGCCCCCGGAAGAGUCCAUCUUCCAGUGCAUAGGUUUCCUCGCGUCCGCCGUCGGGCCAAACCUCACUCGGCUGCUGCAUGAUAUCCUUGAUCUUAUGUUUGCAUGCGGACUGAGUGAGGCGCUGCGUCAGGCACUCGAGGAUAUUGUCAGACAUAUACCGCCCAUGCUCAGGAUUAUUCAAGAUCGUCUUUUGCAUCUUCUGAGCCAAGUCCUGUGUGGGCAUCCGUACAGGCCGCCGAGUGUUGCAUCCUCCGCGCAUGCUACGCAUAACGCUCCCAUGCCACGUGAGGCUCCAGUGGGUGUCCCCAACAAACGAGACCAGGACAUCACCUUGGCUCUGACAACUCUCGGGACCUUUGACUUCACAGGACACGCACUAAGCGACUUCACAAGGACUUGUGCCCUGCCCUAUAUUGAGGAUGAUGACCCAAAAAUCCGCCAAGAGGCGGCAUUGACUUGCUGCCACUUGUUCAUGAGAGACCCAAUUUGCCACCAGACCAGUGUACAUGCGAUGAGGAUCAUCAGCGAUGUCUUGGACAAGCUGUUGGCCGUGGGUAUCGCAGAUCCAGAUGCCUAUACGAGGCAGAGAGUCUUAGGUGCGCUCGAUGAACGCUUCGAUCGUCAUUUGAGUCAAGCAGAGAAUAUUCGCGCUAUUUUCAUUGGCCUGAAUGACGAGGUAUUUGCCGUGCGGCAGAUAGCUGUGAAAUUGGUCGGGCGUCUGGCUAAUCAUAAUCCUGCAUGCGUGAUGCCACCCUUGCGCAAGGCCAUAAUUCAGCUGCUGACGGAGAUGGAGUACUCUGCUGUGACCCGUGAUAAAGAGGAGAGUGCUCGGCUUCUCACCCUACUGAUCGGUGCCACUCAGCGGCUUAUCAAGCCGUAUGCAGUCCCGGUCUUGAAGGUCCUCUUGCCAAAAGUCAAAGACAAGAGCACAACAGUCGUAACACAAGUUCUGAACUGCUUGGGCGAACUCGCGGUCGUUGGAGGCGACGACUUGAGCCCCCAUAUUAAGGACAUUAUGGAGCUCAUUCUGACCAAUCUUCAAGACCAGUCGUCAUUUGCGAAACGAGAAGCUGCCUUGCGAGCGCUCGGUUCCUUCUGCUCCCACACUGGAUAUGUAAUCGAACCAUACCUUGACUACCCCCAGAUCCUGCCGCUCCUCAUCCGAUUUUUGAAUGAAACAGAGCGGCGGCAAGAGUUCAGGCGGGAAGUCAUCAAGGUUAUGGGGAUUCUGGGGGCUUUAGACCCUUAUAAAGACAAGCUGUCGAACAAGCGCAUGGAUGACGCGAUCGGGCAUGCUGCCGUGACCCACAACAUUUUCGAUCUGGCAUGGCUGAUGAACACUGCGGGUGCGACUUCUGACGAAUACUUCCAAACAGCCGCUAUGAACUCUCUAGCCAAGCUGUUGCAAGAUAGCUCGUUCAGCGACAGACACACUAAUGUCAUAGAGAGCAUCCUUGCCAUCUAUCGAACGCAGGGCCUGAAAUGUGUUGCCUUUUUGCCUCACAUUAUCCCAGCCUUCUUGGCGGUGAUUCGGUCACCUGUAGCGACUGCCCACGAUUUCUACAUAUCCGAACUAUCCAAACUUAUCGGGAUCAUCAAACAGCAUAUUCGAGGAUUUUUACCAGAAGUUGUUGCUCUCUUCGGUGAUUUGUGGCAUAUCGAGCAUCCGCUACCACCUCUCGUCUCGCUUGCAGAGGCUCUCGCGAAGGCCCUAGAAGGAGAGUUCAAAGUACACCUACCCGCCAUUCUGCCCAAAUUGCUGGAAGCGCUGAGUGCGAAAAGCACAGAUGUGCUUACCCUCCAGACAAACGUCUUGCACGCCUUCUACACCUUUGGCUCAGACAUUGAGGAAUACAUGCAUCUUGUCCUUCCUGCCAUCUUACGUACCUGUGAAAGUACCGAGGCAAGGGUGCAGUUGCGCAAGUCCGCAAUUCACACCAUUGGGCGACUGUCCAAGAAGGUCAAUUUUGCAGAUCAUGCCUCUCGGAUCGUUCACGCACUGGCUCGUGUGUUAAUGGGCUCUAACCAAGAACUACGAAUGGCUGUCAUGGAUACGCUCUGUGCGCUCCUUUUCCAGCUCAACUCGGAUUUUACCGUGUUUCUUUCCAUGAUAAACAAGCUUGUAGUGAGAUAUAAUAUCCGCCACCCAAAUUACGACAAACUGGUCGGCAAACUACUAAACGGCGAGCCCUUACCACCUGAGUUUGGUCAGAUCGAGUCGUUUGAUCAAGAUAAAGUUGAAGCUAGCGCUCCUGCUGAAAUCACGAGGCUCACUGUGAAUCAACAACACCUGAAACAGGCCUGGGAUGUGUCUCAAGUGUCCAAUGCUGAAGAUUGGAUGGAGUGGAUUCGGCAUUUAGCUGUUGAACUCCUACGGGAGUCUCCAUCCCAUGCCCUGCGUGCUUGCGCAGGAACCGCAUCGACUCAUCUUACCCUGGCUCGCGAACUCUUCAACGCGGCGUUCAUUUCUUGCUGGGGCCAGCUCUACGAUACCUAUCAGGAGGACUUUGUCCGCUCUAUUGAAAUUGCGAUCACUACGCCUGAGGUACCCCCGGAGAUUAUCAACAUUCUUCUGGGCCUGUGCGAGUUCAUGGAACAUGACGAUAGGCCAUUGGGCAUUAGCAUCCGUGUAUUAGGUCGAGAGGCACUGAAGCAUCACGCCUACGCGAAGGCGCUUCACUACAAGGAGCUCGAAUUUAUCCAGGAGAAGGAUAAAGGAGGCGCUACCUCUCUUGUUGAGGACCUGAUUAACGUGAACACGAAGCUUCAACAACCGGAUGCCGCCUGGGGAAUCCUCGUGUUGGCCCGAGAAGAGUAUGGCAUGCCGCAGCGGGAAGAGUGGUAUGAAAAGCUUGGUCGUUGGCAGGAAGCAUUGGAAGCCUACGAGAGCAAAGACUUGACGGACGAAGAAUCUCCAGAGAUUGCAAUCGGUAAAAUGCGGUGCUACCACGCUUUAGGAGAGUGGGCUUUACUCGCCGAUCAAGUGCAGAACCACUGGGUCGACGCCGACUCGGAGGAGAGACGACAAGUUGCUCCUUUAGCCGCCGCGGCCGCCUGGUCACAGCGUCACUGGGAUCUAAUGGAAGACUACAUAUCUGCGAUGAAGCUAGAUACGCCCGAUCGCUCCUUCUAUCGCGCCAUCCUCGCCAUACACCGCAAUCAAUUCGGCAAAGCUGCCCAGCAAAUAAAUAAAACUCGUGAUCUGUUGGAUACGGAGCUGACUGGAUUGAUCAGAGAGAGUUACACACGUGCUUAUAGCACGGUUGUGCGAAUUCAAAUGCUCUCCGAACUCGAAGAGAUCAUCGAGUACAAGCAAUUGAGAGAUGUCGAUGUAGAGUUGAAAGCGAGCAUGCGCGGCACAUGGACGAAGAGAUUACGUGGAUGCCAACCCGAUGUUGAAGUCUGGCAGCGGAUAUUGCAAGUGCGAUCGCUUGUACUGACACCUGCGGAUGACGUGGACACGUGGAUAAAAUUCGCAAACCUUUGCCGCAAGUCUGACCGGAUGCAGAUAGCAGAAAAAACCCUCAAUUCUUUGUUGGGUCAGGACGAAGAAAGACCGAGACCAGAUGGCUAUAAGGCUCCUCCCAACGUCAUAUAUGCUCACCUCAAAUACAUGUGGGCUGAAGGGAAUCAGCGCCUUGAAACUCUGAAUUACUUGCAUGAUUUCGCGGACCGUAUGGCUGCAGACUUGGGCGUGCCAAUGAACGAUGACAGUCGAAUUGCCAACUUGAUAAUCAACCCGCGCACGAACAAGUUCACCAAGCUGUUGGCUCGCUGUCAUCUCAAGCAGGGUCAGUGGCGGAUGGAUAUAGAUGAUCAGUGGAAACAGUCGUCUGCUCCCAUGGUGCUGCAUUCUUUUUACCUCGCCACAAAGUUCGAUCCCGAUUGGUACAAAGCGUGGCACACAUGGGCAUUAGCCAAUUUUGAUGUUGUCACGUACGCGGAUGACCCUGCCACUCACGGGGGAGAGGGUCUGCCGACCGCUGUAUUCGUUCAACACAUUGUCGCGGCCGUUCGAGGCUUCUUCCGUUCGAUCGCCCUUCGCCCAGGCAAUGCUCUUCAAGACACGCUUCGGCUUCUCACAUUAUGGUUCAAGUACGCGCAGCAGGGAGACGUAAACGGCGUUAUCGCCGAAGGCUUCAGUAGCGUCACUGUUGACACUUGGCUAGAAGUCAUUCCUCAGAUUAUCGCACGAAUUCAAAUGCCCAACCCUAACAUCCGCCGACUUAUCAAUCAAGUUCUGUCGGAUCUCGGAAAGGCGCACCCCCAAGCGUUGGUUUACCCACUUGCUGUGGCUUCCAAGUCUCCAAGCCUGGCCCGCAAGAAUGCCGCUCUUUAUGUUCUUGAUCGCAUGAGGGAGCACAGCAAAGAGGUGGUGGAUCAAGCCCUGAUGGUCAGUAAGGAACUCGUCCGAGUGGCCAUUCUGUGGCACGAACAAUGGUACGAGGCGCUGGAAGAGGCCUCAAAAAUUUACUUUGGGGACAAGAAUCCAGAAGGCAUGAUUGUGCAUCUUGAACAUCUCCAUGAUAUGCUGGAUCAGGGCCCUGAGACUUUCCGUGAGACAUCGUUCGUUCAGAGCUUCGGAACUGAGCUUCGCCAAGCAAGAGAACAUUGUCGGCGGUUCCGUGCAUACGGAGAUAGUGCAGACCUAAACAAAGCCUGGGAUAUUUACUACGUUGUGUGGAAGAAAAUCCAGAAGAGCAUUCCCCAUCUGACGACCAUAGAGUUGCAAUAUACCUCACCAGAGCUCCUCAAGGCCAGGGAUCUGAAAGUAGCUGUUCCAGGAACGUACAGAAGUGGGAAGGAAAUCAUCGGCAUCGCCAGUUUCAACAUGACCUUGUCCGUCAUUGCAUCAAAGCAACACCCUCGCAGACUUUCCAUCAAAGGUGUUGAUGGUCGCGAAUAUCAAUAUUUGCUGAAGGGUCACGAGGACUUGCGACAGGAUGAGCGUGUCAUGCAAUUGUUCAGUCUUGUCAACGACUUACUUGCGAUUGACCCUCAAAGCUUCAAGAGGCAGCUUCACAUCCAACGAUAUGCUGUCAUUCCGCUGUCUCCCAACUCCGGUUUGCUGGGAUGGGUGCAGAACAGCGACACGAUGCAUGUAUUGGUUAAAGAAUACCGCGAAGCACGGCAAAUCCUAAUGAACAUCGAACAGCGUCUGAUGUUGCAAAUGGCGCCUGACUACGAGAACGUUCCCUUGCUCCAGAAAGUUGAAGUCUUCGAGUACGCUUUGGAUAACACCACAGGGCAAGAUCUGUAUCGCGUCCUCUGGCUGAAGAGCCAAAAUUCGGAAGCAUGGCUUGAGAGACGCUCUACGUUCACUCGCUCUCUUGCUGUGACCAGCAUGGUCGGUCACAUUCUUGGUCUAGGAGACCGGCAUCCUUCCAAUUUGUUGCUCGACCGGAAGAGUGGGAAGAUGAUACAUAUCGACUUUGGUGACUGCUUCGAAAUUGCCAUGCAUCGCGAAAAGUAUCCAGAGCGGAUCCCGUUCCGCCUUACAAGAAUGCUUACGCACGCCAUGGAGGUCAGCGGUAUACACGGCAGCUACAAGCACACGUGUGAGAUUACGAUGCAAGUUCUUCGUGACAACAAGGAGUCGUUGUUGGCUCUCAUGGAAGCUUUCGUGUAUGACCCUCUCAUCAGCUGGCGUCUUACGCAGGAUCCGGAUGACAGAGUCAUGACACGGGCUCAGGGUGAAAAUGCAAUUGUUGAUACACGCGCUACGGGGCCAGCGCGUAGGCCGCCGAAGUCGGACGAAAAUGAGAUUUUCAACAACAUUGACGGCAACCCAAGAUUAGGAGGUAUCAACGAACGCGCUGUUGCUGUAUUCAACCGCGUUCAGAACAAGCUGCUUGGACAAGAGUUCCAGGAGAACGUUUCGUUGCCUGUUUCAGUCCAAGUUGAGAAACUCAUCUCUCAAGCGGCAUCCCUUGAGAAUUUGUGUCAAUGCUUCAUGGGAUGGUGUGCCUUCUGGUAAUCAUUCCCUACUGUUAUUUCCCUGUAUUGGCUUUCUUCGUACUCUGGAUCGUCCAAUCUUCGGGCAACGUUGGCCUUGUGGUUUUUGGUUAUAUCCUCCAUCGUAUCCCCCCCUUACUGUCGGUCCUUGUAUAUUAGUGUACUGUCUUGUGUGCAUCUCAGCGCUAUCAUGAGUAGUUUAUC
This is a messenger RNA of Dacryopinax primogenitus, 7328 nucleotides long. Its product is annotated as atypical/PIKK/FRAP protein kinase. Gene Ontology annotation, cellular component: TORC2 complex; TORC1 complex; nucleus. Lineage: Eukaryota; Fungi; Basidiomycota; Dacrymycetes; Dacrymycetales; Dacrymycetaceae. Gene Ontology annotation, molecular function: protein-containing complex binding; protein serine/threonine kinase activity; protein binding. Bases 67 to 7146 code for a protein of 2359 amino acids. Gene Ontology annotation, biological process: negative regulation of macroautophagy; TOR signaling; protein phosphorylation. The transcript has 33 exons. The record is from RefSeq and is a predicted model, not a curated record.